CGGAAACGAUGAUCUUAAUAACGCUAUGGCUAAUGGUAGCCGCUUGCGGUUUAUUUUACCUAUUUUUGCGUUGGAAUUUCAACUAUUGGUGGUAUUCGGAAGUUAAUGGACCAAAGCCAGAAAUCUACUUUGGCAAUUUACCCAGUGCUGUAACGAAAAAACGUCAUGUUGUCUAUGACAUGUGUGACAUAUAUAAUACAUACAAAUACACCGAUGAUUUUGUUGGAAUUUUCACAAAUCGUACCCCGCAGCUAUUCAUUAUCAAUCCAGAGUUGGCAAGACGAAUUUAUAUUCAAGAUUUUAAACACUUUCAUGACAAUGAAAGUUCUCAAAUGAUUGAUGAAAAGACCGAUUUCCUUUUUGCCAACAAUCCCUUUGUUACUGGUGGUGAAAAAUGGAAACAACGCAGAUCUGAAAUAGUUCCGGGCCUUACAUUAAGUCGGAUAAAAUCGAUGUUUCCCAUAACGUUAGCAAUAUGCAAGCGUUUGGCGAAUUACAUAGAAAAGGAACUGAAAAUUCCAUCUGACGAGGGCAUUGAUGCAAAGGAUCUAACAUCCCGUUUUAUGGCCGAUGUUAUAGCAGACUGUGUAAUGGGUUUGGAAAGCGAUAGCUUUAAAGAUAUCAACUCUCCCCUGUUGGUUAAGAGACAUGAAAUGUUUCGAUUUCAUCCGAUAUAUAUGAUCAUAACGGGUCUACUGCCAAUGAUUGCAAAAAUUAAAAAAGUUCGUUCAAUAAGUAAAGAAUUCGAAGACUAUUUUGUUGAGUUGAUGGAAAAAUCGAUUGAGAUGAGGAAAUCACAUGCGGCCGCUCAAGAGAGAGUGGAUUUUCUAAAUUAUUUGUUGCAGCUGCAGGCGAAGAAAAAUUUAACUCACAUGGAAUUGUGCGCUCAUGCUAUGACUUUUAUACUGGAUGGUUUCGAGACGGUCUCCUCAAUUUUGGCGCAUACCCUACUAUUGUUGGCUCGUCAUCCUCAGACACAAGAAAAAUUACGACAAGAAUUUGAGGAAAAUUUGUCCGCAGGAAAUCGAGAUUUUAAUGCCAUACAUGAAUUACCCUAUUUGAACGCCUGUAUACUUGAAGCCAUUCGCCUGUUCCCCGUUGACUUGUAUUCACGAAAACUUUGCACCGAACCCAUUGUAUUGACUAAUAAAAAUGGCAAAGCAUUUAAGGUUCCCCGCGGCAUGUUGGUCAUAAUACCCAAAUAUCCAAUUAUGAUGGACGAUGAAUACUAUGAAGAUCCUAUGGAAUAUCGACCAGAAAGAUUUUCCGAAGAAAAUGGAGGAGUUAAAAAGUAUCUAAACAAAGGUGUCUAUUGGAGUUAUGGUGAUGGACCCAGGAUAUGUUUGGGUGUCACCUUUGGCUUUGUUCAGAUUAAGGCAGCACUCGUUGAAAUAUUAACAAAAUUUAGUGUAAAACCGAAUCCAAAAACUCGCAACGAUUAUGCAUUGGAUCCAACAUAUUUCUUAGCACGUCUUGAUGGUGGAAUAUAUUUAGAUUUUGAAUUACUUUGA
Musca vetustissima is the source of this 1511-nucleotide messenger RNA. Its product is annotated as probable cytochrome P450 28a5. The record is from RefSeq and is a predicted model, not a curated record. Bases 9 to 1511 code for a protein of 500 amino acids. Lineage: Eukaryota; Metazoa; Arthropoda; Insecta; Diptera; Muscidae. Gene Ontology annotation, molecular function: iron ion binding; oxidoreductase activity, acting on paired donors, with incorporation or reduction of molecular oxygen; monooxygenase activity. The transcript is spliced from 8 exons.